AUGGCUCAUGACAAUAAUGUUACCGAUCUUGAUGUGGACGAUGAAGGUAUAGCAGAUAUGCAUAGCAUUGUUCCAUCGACUAUCAGUCUUCGCAAGUCACUUCUUGAAUAUCGUAUUGAGAAUGGUAGGACGUACCAUCGAUACAAAGAUGGCAAAUACAACCUACCAAAUGACGACAAAGAACUAGAUAGACUUGAUCUACAGCACCACUUAUGGCUUCUUGCUUUGGACGACAGACUUGGCAUGGCUCCACCCUGUAUGGAGGGCGCACAAGUUGGUCGAGUGCUUGAUGUCGGGACUGGGUCCGGCAUCUGGGUCCUCGACUUUGGCGAUGAGCACCCUGAGUCUGAGGUGUAUGGUAUUGACCUAUCGCCCACCCUCCCCAUAUAUGUGCCCCCGAAUGUCAAGUUUGAAGUCGACGAUGCUGAGGAAGAAUGGACUUGGUCGCGGCCCUUUUCCUACAUUCACAGCCGAGUAAUGACCUCCAGUAUUGGCGACUGGAGGCUGUAUCUGCGCCGUUGUUUCGAUCAUCUUGAAUCAGGGGGAUGGAUCGAGCUACAGGAGUUUGAUCUCUUUCCGCGAUCAGACGAUGGAACUCUCAAGCCAGAGCAUCCCUUGAUUAGGUGGUGCAGUCUCCUCCUCGAGGCAUCAGAGAAAUUCGGUCGCCCCUACGUCAGUAUACCGCCGUUGAAGGACCUCCUCAUGGAGGUUGGCUUCGUGGACGUGUCAUUGAGUCUGUGCAAAUGGCCUACCAAUACCUGGCCGAAAGAGCCCAAAUAUAAAGAAAUUGGUACCUGGCACGGAGAGAACGUCUCCGACGGCCUCGAGGGUUUCACUAUGGCGGCUUUGACGCGUGCACUGGAUUGGACGCCCGACGAAGUUGAGGAACUACUCGUCGAGGUACGGGGCAAUAUCAAGGAUAGGAGCAUCCAUGCAUGGUGGCCAGCAUAUUGCAUCGUCGGACGCAAGCCAUAG
Molecule: messenger RNA, 975 nt
Organism: Colletotrichum tamarilloi
Lineage: Eukaryota; Fungi; Ascomycota; Sordariomycetes; Glomerellales; Glomerellaceae
Exons: 9
Coding region: 1-975 (324 amino acids)
Molecular function (GO): methyltransferase activity
Source: RefSeq, a predicted model, not a curated record